Messenger RNA from Drosophila takahashii, 1605 nucleotides. It is a transcript of the gene MFS12, whose product is annotated as Major Facilitator Superfamily Transporter 12. The record is from RefSeq and is a predicted model, not a curated record. Gene Ontology annotation, cellular component: membrane. NCBI's taxonomy places the organism in Eukaryota, Metazoa, Arthropoda, Insecta, Diptera, Drosophilidae. Gene Ontology annotation, biological process: monoatomic anion transport; transmembrane transport. Gene Ontology annotation, molecular function: transmembrane transporter activity.
CUAUUGUUUUCGCGCCCAGGCACACCGGCCGAUUUUUAGUCCGACGUGAAAUAAUAAAUAUAUAUCAGUGUGAUACCAGGCAUGGGUUUCGACACUUCAGAGGAUAAGGCGAGGCCCAGAGGUUUUGGAGCACGUCACUGGCAGGCCAUCCUCCUGUUCGUUGGCAUGAUGAUCAACUACUUCCAGCGUGUCAACAUCUCGGCUGGCAUUGUUCCCAUGACCCAAUCCACUGCAGGAGCUCCUUUCUACAAUUGGGAUACUUCGGAUAAGUCCCUGAUCCUCAGCAGCUUCUUCUGGGGCUAUGUGGUCUCCCAGGUGCCAGCAGGCCUCCUCGCCAAGCGAUUUGGCGCCAAAUUGGUCCUGGGUGCGGCCACGGCCAUCGGUGGCAUCCUGUGCUUCUUCCAUCCUCUGGCAGCCGAAAGUGGCUGGCAGAGCAUCUGCGUCCUGCGCGUCCUCACCGGACUGGUUCAGGGAACGGUCUAUCCGUGUGUUCACACCCUGCUGGCCAAGUGGGUGCCGCGCACGGAGCGGGGACUGCUCACAACGGGCGUCUAUUCGGGGGCACAGUUCGGAACGGCUGUUAUCCUGGUCACAAGUGGGUUUAUCUUCGAGUCCAGCAUGGGCUGGCCGGGAUUGUUCUACCUGUCCGGCGGCCUGAGCCUGGCCUGGGCACUGCUCUUCUUCUGGCAGGCGGCCAAUGAACCGGCCACCGCCAGCAGGAUCAGCAAAAGCGAAGUGGAGUACAUCGAGAGCCUUACGGGCAGCAAUAGCGCAAGUCAGUCCAUGCCCGUGCCCUGGAUGUCGAUCUUCAAGUCGCCAGCCUUCUACGGCCUGCUGGCCGCCCAUUGUGGCUUCACCUGGGGCUUCUACACGCUGCUCACCGAAAUGCCCACCUACAUGAGCCGCGUUCUGCAGCUGAACGUCAAGUCCAAUGCCUUCCUCUCCUCGCUGCCAUACUUCGCCAUGGGUUUGCUCUGCUUUGUGGUCAGUCCCAUAUCCGAUUUACUCAUCAAUCGCGGCAGCAUAACCAUCACCACGGCCCGGAAGCUCUUCAACUCGAUAGGACAGUGGGGACCGAUGGCCUGUUUGAUUGCACUGGGUUACAUGACCGCGGACGAGAAGACCUGGGCCAUUCUUCUGCUGACACUGGCGGUGGGCAUCAAUGCGGGCUGCUCCUGCGGCUACCUGAUCAAUCACAUCGAUCUGUCGCCCAACUUUGCCGGUCCCAUGAUGGGAGUGACCAAUGGAAUUGCGGGCGUGACCUCCAUAGUGGCUCCUUUGGUAGUGGGAGCGAUCAUAUCGGAUGAGGAGGAUCCCAGCCAGUGGCGCAUGGUGUUCUUCAUAACGGGCGGAAUUUACCUGGUGUGCAACACCUUGUUUGUGAUAUUCGGCAAGGCCACCAUUCAGCCGUGGAACGAGCCGCCCUCCAUGUCCAGCACGAUGACGCUGAGGAACCAUGUGGAGAACGAUCCAAAGUCCAUUGCUCCCACGUCGGACAAGGACAAUCGGUGCUGAAAGCACUUGACCUGCGCCUGGAGCCCAUCGACAAUCUCGUUAAUUGUAGAGUAAUUAUAAAUUAUUGUUAUUAUUUUAGCUUGGAUAUGC